Molecule: messenger RNA, 4721 nt
Organism: Hyla sarda
Lineage: Eukaryota; Metazoa; Chordata; Amphibia; Anura; Hylidae
Gene: AXDND1
Product: axonemal dynein light chain domain containing 1
Exons: 25
Coding region: 926-4141 (1071 amino acids)
Source: RefSeq, a predicted model, not a curated record
GACUGAUAUAAUAUAUGUAUAGUCACUUUCCUGAUUCUACCAGCAGGUGUCACUCUAUGACUGAUAUAAAAUAUAUAUAGUCACUUUCCUGAUUCUACCAGCAGGUGUCAUUCCAUGAUCAAUAUAAAAUAUAUCAAGUCACUUUCUUAUUUCUACCAGCAGGUGUCACUCUAAGACAAAUACAGUAUAAAAAUAAGUAGUUUCAUGUAGGUCACCUCCUGGUUUCUGCCAGCAGGUGUCGCUCUGUUAUCAACAUAAAAUAUGUAUAGUAAUAAUUUACUCCUUGGUUUCUACCACAAGGUCAGUUGUCAGUUUUUGCCACCAGGUGUCACUCUAUCACCAAUCAAUAAUAAUAGUCACUCUUCUGUUUCUGUCAGUAGCUGUCACUGUACAAUGAAUGGUAAUCUAUACGGUCAGUCUCCGCUUUGUGCCAGCAGGUGUCGCUGUAUGAUCAAUAUAAAACAUGUACAGUAAUCUACACGAUCACUCCCCGGUUUCUGCCAGCAGGGGUCGCUGUAUGAUCAAUAUAAAACAUGUACAGUAAUCUACACGAUCACUCCCCGGUUUCUGCCAGCAGGGGUCGCUGUAUGAUCAAUAUAAAACAUGUACAGUAAUCUACACGAUCACUCCCCGGUUUCUGCCAGCAGGUGUCGCUCUUGUACACGCUGUCUAUAGAGUUUUCCUGAUGGUCGUUUCCGCGUCAUUAUUCCGCCCAUCGGGGGUCGAUCACACGGGACGUCGUCCUUGUCUCCUUGUUGCGGUUUCUUGCGGUUACAGUUGGAUCCAGCGCGCAGUGUGAACGCCUUUCUCGUGAGCCGCGUGUUGUGGUCGCUAUGACAACCGGGCGGGGCGUUGUCAUGGAGACCCGGGGCGUCUUGUGCCGGAGCUGAGUGCAGGAAUCCGGGAGCCGAGUGUGAGAGGAGACAUGUCCGUGAGUGAGGGGCCCCCGGGAGCGAGUGCAGAUAUAGCACUCAUUCAGGAUAAAGUGAUCAAUCAGGAACCAUCUCGGGCCCUUUCUACACGUGAACAGAAUGACUUCAUCCCAGAGGAACUUCUUCAGGUUCUCAUCUCGACUGCACAAGGGGCCGAGAGGCCGGAAGGGGGUCACAUAAAGAAAACGGGGCGUCUGAAGGACGGAAAGGUCUAUGUUCGGCCCACGGACCCCGUCUGGCACCAUCCUCUCCGCAGGACGAGGUUUCGGCAUCUGACGGAGCAGCCGGUGUGUGUGUCGGGGGCCGGAAGGGACAUUUCCUUCCUCUGUGAUGCUGUAGUGAUGGAGAAAAGAAACGCGUCAACUGAACAGCCGACAAACCGAAGUGAUAAGACACCGAGAACAAUGGGUCCAGGGAUGGAGGAAAGUCUCCUGCCGAGUGAAUUUUACAUAGUGAAGAAUAAAGGGGUUUUGGGGCUGGAGUAUUAUGAGGAUAAGUACACCACUCUCCUGGAGGAUGAUGAGAAGAGGCUCUGCAUGUUUCCUUCUAUGAAACCGAGUGGAAGAGCGGAGGUGAUCCAGCUGAUGAGGGUGAUGGACACCAUGCUGAGGCAGGCGGGUGUGGAGGACGAAGACAUCAAACUGGAAGGGCCGACACAGAUUCACAAUCUUCUGGAAUUACUGAAGACAGAACAGAACAUCUACAACGUGGUGUUCCAUGAGCUGAUCCGCCAGGUCAGCGUGGAGUGUGCGGAGAGAGGAGAGCUGCUGGCCAAGAUCAGGCAGCGAUAUGUGAUGUUACUGAAUAAGAUCCCACGGCAGGUUCUUAGCCUGUACAAUGACCUCCUGGCCCAGCGGGCCUUAGACCGGAGCCUCACCAAAGAGAUUAUCUACUUCAAGAACUCCAUCGGUGACCUGACAGAGGAGUUAUGUCAAGUUCGGGAACACGACCGGCGUGUGAGCAAAGAUGCAAAACAGGCGCAGGCUGAACUGGCUAAAGCCUUGAGCAAUGCAAAGAAGAACGCCAAUCUCUUAGAGGAAUACCGGGAGCUGUACGAGUUACAGAGGAGUCGUCUGGAGAGACAACUGGUUCAUCUCACCGAGGAGAGAGAUCUCUGGAGUGCGGCCACCUACAGACUGGCGAGAAAGGUUAUAGAAGAGAAUGGUCUGCAGCUGGCCCGCAGGUUGUACAUGAACGAGAAGACCUGGACCAAGAUCGUCCGCCAUUUCCUCGUGCUCCUGGCGUCCAAUGAUGCCAAAGACCUUUGUGAAAUCCAGCAGAUCACAGAGCGAUGGCGAGAUCACGUGAUCCGAUUCCAGCGAGACUUAGAGCGCAGCGACGAGUCAGGCCGAGAGAAGCUGCAGAUCAUCUGUACGGACCUGAAGAAGUGGCGGCUGCAUUUCCAAGAGAACGUUUUUGUGGACUGGCGAUAUCAUGCUGUUCCGGAAGAGGUGGCCGCAGCGAUACUGCAGGAUGUGAAGAACUGGGAAAAUAUGCUGGCGGAGGAACAACAACGGUUUGAGGGGAACAAUGUCCUCAGCAGUCAAGAGUCUCUAAAAAUGGCCUUCGAUAUCCACAAGGAAUGGUCCCAACUUGGAGAGAAACUGCUGAAAAGACACGAAGGCCCGGACGGGAGCCCUGCACCAGAGCAGCAGACCAUGGAGGACCUGAACAACACCAUAGGGGAACUGGGAGAGCAAUACAGAAGACGGGUGGAGGGGGAGAACGGAGUUGCCAUAGGCCUCACAUCCUUCUCAAACAGCCUGAACUCCUGGUCAUCCCCAAUUCAUCCACUCAGACACACCCCCAAUGAAAUCAAAGAAUCUGAUUGGUUAAACCUGCAUCAUCUGCUUCCUGAAUGGACGGCUCAGGCGGAGCGGAUAUUGGAACUGACUGAAAGUGCAGAAUCAGAAGACACAUCCGAUGUGAUCACAGGCAAAAAGGUGGACCUGGAGGACGUCCUGAAAAGGCUGCAGCACUGGGUACUGAGCACCACGAAUGGAACCGAGCGCGACGAUCUGCUGCUCACCCAACAGGUGACAGAUCUCCACACAGCGAUGGUGCAGUACCUGGUGAACGCACUGAUGCUGCUCACUCCGGACUAUUCUCCCGAUCCCUCAGACAAGGGGUUUGAAGAAGAAGGAGACGCGUUUCCAUCUGUGGUUCCUUUGCAGCAAAUGAAAGUAGAGGCUCUCGCCUUAUCUGAAAAGCUGCAUCGCUUCUCAGAUUACAUGAUAAAGUGCUGCCAGGAGAUGGAGGUGACCAAUCCCAGCAUGGAGGACGAUGGUCAUGAGUGGAGACAACUACAGUCCAUCCAGACGACAUGUAAUGAAUGGAUUGAGACGUGUCGGCUGCUUCUCUCGAAAGUGACUGUUCACAUCGAUCCGUCGGAGACUGCAGUGGAUUCCCAGACCAGGGACUAUACAGAGGAUUCCCAGACCAGGGACUAUACAGAGGAUUCACAGACCAGGGACUAUACAGAGGAUUCCCAGACCAGGGACUAUACAGAGGAUCCACAGACCAGGGACUAUACAGAGGAUCCACAGACCAGGGACUAUACAGAGGAUUCCCAUACGAAGGACUAUACAGAAGACUCACAGUCCAGGGACUAUACAGAGGAUCCACAGACCAGGGACUAUAUAGAGGAUUCCAACAUAAUGCUCAGCGGAAUAAAUUCACCAGAUGAUGAUUCGGUGCGCGCCGAGGAUUCCCAAGAACAGGCGGCCGGGGGAGCAGAGAGCCGCGUCAGCCCCGAGGUUGGUCCCAGGGUCCGGAGGCCGCAGGGUGGGAAGGCAUCUGCCCAGGAUGUCAUGAGGAUCAUCGACUAUGAUGGAAACAUUUCUAAGAAAUCUUUGAAAGAAGAGGAGAUUCCUGUUAUUCCACAGGGCGAUCUCACCGCCAGCCGGCCCGGCACGCCUCGAUCCAUACAAGCCUUCCAGUCCUUAGCGUCUUUGGAGCAACUGGAGAAGCGUCUCAUUCACGCAGAGCUGAGAGCUCAGAAAGCAGAAGAAAGGUCGGAGAGUCUGGAGGAAGAACUGAAGGGGGCGCUGCAGAGGAUCCGGGAGCUGGAGGCGAAAUCAUCAGAGGAGGAAGAAACCAGAGAACAUGAAGAACCUUCAGCUCCUGUUGAAACUAAAAGUGACCACCUCGGCCCCCCCGCACCUCCAAAAAAAAGGCCGAAAUCCACUAAAUCCAAGCCGCAUAAAUAAGGGAGGAGCCUGAGAUGUGUCCGGCGCUGAGCUCACUACAAUACAUUGUCCAGGACAUCCCCCCUGAUGAUCUCAUUGAUGUCAUUCAGGAUUAUUGGAUCAUUUACCUCUUUAAUAGGAUGUCCUGAUGGUAAACACAGCGCCACGUGGUGGCCAACAUGGGAAGCGUCUUGGAUUCACCUGUAAAUCUCAUUGUCUGUGUAUAAGAUUACGCACCAAUCUGUAAUAAUGUAAAGCACAAGGUUUAUAAUAAAGAACAGUAAUUUUGUUACAUAAUUUGUACAAUAUAUAGAAAGAUACAAAGCAGCAAAACCUUAUAUAAAGUGGUAGGAUGUGUGCUCCUCGCUGAGGACUUUAUGGUCAUGAACAGACAUGGACAAAAUUGUUAGCACCUUAGAAAAACCCACAAUUCUCCUGAACUAACAAAAAUAAUAGAAAUUUACUGACAAUUACAUGAUGAGAAUCAGAGAUCACUUCAGAUUUCAAAAGAAUCAUUCAACAAACCUCAACAACCUCCUUCUGGACUGUAGACAACCUCCUCCUGGACUGUAGACAACAUCCACCUGGACUGUAUAUAACC